Molecule: messenger RNA, 6236 nt
Organism: Spodoptera littoralis (African cotton leafworm)
Lineage: Eukaryota; Metazoa; Arthropoda; Insecta; Lepidoptera; Noctuidae
Source: the annotation of a GenBank genome assembly
CUGAGUUCCUUUACCGGAUCCUGGAGGUCCGAGGAGUACGGCUCUGAUGCCUAUAGGAUCCUCAGGCAAAGUUUUUACUGCAGGAGCUACUGGAGCCAUGUUGCUGGUUAUUCAAGCACCGGGAAAGUAAAGCUAUAACCAAUAAAAUAAAAUGUAUAAAUGAAACUAAAUGCGUACGUGCACCUAUAGUAAAAGCAUCACGUGCACUCCUUAUUAUCUACAAAUUAAGUCUAUAUCGAUGAACCAACCGUAUUAUAAUUGAUAAUUUAGAGUGAAACUCUGACCCUCAUGUGGUGACGUCGGUCGAUAACUGUCAACAAACAGCUUUAUACUUCAAAUCCAAAAUGUCAUGUCAAUAUGACAAACACCAUGUUUGUCAAUGUCACAAAAAUUAUAAAAAACUUGGAGUAAAGUUUUUGCAUUAAAUAUUCUGUUAAGUUGUUAAUUAUUAUAACGGUAUUAUACAAAACCUAAGUGAAAAGUUAUGUCCAUUAAUCGCAAAUUAUCAGUGAACUCUAUAGUUUGUACCGUUGGCAGUUACCGUAUAAUCUUAUCUAUAGUCAAACUUGACACUUUGACAGUUGUCAAAAUCCCAUUGUCAAAGUCAAAAUCAGUCAAAAGUGACUGACGGUUUGCUAUUGUAACCUAAAAUGCUUCGGCGGUAAAUAAUAUUACCACAAAAUUGAUAUUAAUCGUUGUGAUUGUGCCUCCGGGAAGUAAAAUUCACAAUCAUGACAACAAAUGGAAUAUGCUAUUGGAAGCGAUUGUGGCGUUGGACAACAUCGGAGUCAUUAACAAAUGAAGAAUUAACUUCUGUAUUAGGGAAUAAAGAUGUUGUGGAGAGCCUGAAACAAGGUCUUGGUAGUUACAAGCCACAUAAAGCUGAAAGUUUUCCUCAACUUCAAACCAAACAUGCAGAUCAAACUAAACUUUUGAGUGUGAUCCAAACCUUACAAAACUACAUCGACGUGGACUGCUUUCAAAUAUGGGAAAUUAUGAAGAAUUACUUGUGUGAUAUAUCAUAUGGUACCCCAGCAAAUGCCCUUAAAAAUGUGGCAUUUGUAGAUACAAGACCUGUUUUCCUGUUGCCUAAUGUGUGGAACUUUUACUAUGCAGAGAGACUGUUCCUUCUUAAGUUAUUGCAGUACAUAGUGCAGUUUAAAGAUGAUCCUCAGCAUGUUUAUAAUGAACAAUUUAAGAAAAUUAUAAAGGACAUAGGAAUGGAGAACUUAAAAACAUCAUUGAUAUCUCAGUUUGACAAACUGUUGAAUACAGCGCCUCCACUAAGGAGGAUGCAAAAAGAAUUUUCUAAUGAGAAUAUUAGACAAGAAUGGGCUGACUGUAAUAUGAGAGAGCAAUUAGCUAUCUUACAGAUUCUCCUUCAUAUUGCUGAAGAAGAAAUAUUUACAGAGACAGAUUUCAAUAGAUUGUUCACAUUGUUCAGAAAGCAUGCUUUUGGCAAGAACCAGGGAUACAGUGAGCUCAUGGAAGAGAGACAUAGAGAGCCAUGUAUGAGGAUAAUGUAUAUGGAAGUGUGUUUGUUUAUGGUCAUUGCAGAUGGCAUUAAAAUCAAGAACUUGUCAGCAUGGAUAGACAGUACAAAAGAGGUGGUAGAAGGUGAGCUCACCAAACUCCAAAUGAAUGCUGAACACAGUGCAAUGCUCAUCACUUGGAUGAUGCUCACACUCCAGAGUGAUCAACAUGCAAAACUCUUUGAGAGUCAAUACCAACAUUUUGGAGCCACAGCACUAAGAAUGCAAGUCUUUGAAUUCCUACUACAGAUGUUAAAUAGUUCUGGUUUUUCUGACCAAUCGAAAUGCGCCCUUAUCGCUCGGCAAAGAGUAUUUCGACUUUUGAACGACUUAUGCGAUAAGUUUGAUGGAGAUGGUACCAUCAGCCACCAAGCAGGUGUCAUGCAACUCUGUGCCCACUUAUUAUCUUCUCCAGAAAUUACCUGUCAGUUCUGGAAACUACACAAGAGGGAUGAGAACUGUGGCGUUGUAUCUCUAUGGAAUACAGCGCUAGAGUAUUUUCCUUUCAAUUUCAGUGCUCUAUCCAUUUUAUCUAGUGGACUAGCUCAAGGAGGAAAAUGUAGUGUUAUGAAUCUGUUAUCAGAACUAAAGAGUCUUCCAGUCUACACUGAAAUCUACAAUCCGAACGCAGUACCCGUCAUGUCACUACAAGGCGAUGACGCUAUUAUCGGUCGCGAAUAUUUUCCUCUAGGAAACCCGUCUUACCGCAUUGAAAUAGGCUCUACAGCCACGCUGAUGGAACGGAAGGAAGCGACAAUGAUCCAUUUUAGAACACCAUAUUCUUAUUGGACAGUAUUCAACAGUGAGGUUGAAAAAGCACUUGAUCGGAAGCAACAUCAUCAAAAUAAUAUCAAUGUGACGUUAGAAAGGAUCUAUCAGGGUACGAAGGUGUUGAAAGGAGUGCUGCAGGCACUGGUUGAGGACCGAGAGAUACCAAAGACCUUGGUAGGACCUAGUGAAGGAGUGUUUGACGUACUAGUGAGAUUUAUGAGGGCUGACACACCGCCUUUAUCACUGUUGGUAGAGUGUCUUGCUGUUUGUACUGCCUUAGUACCAGUUUUCCCGAAGGAGAUACAUUUAAGACUGAUAAACACUGGACUAUUACCUCGUCUAAUGAACCACAAACUUGCUCACAUAGAGUAUGCUAAUGGGGCAUCCUUUGACUCAGCUGCAGUUGGAUCUUAUUUGGUGACGAUAGAACAGCUGACUGGCACAUACAAAUUCUUAGGAGCAUACAUUGAUCUGUUAUGUGCAUUCCAUGAGCAAUCUGCAAGUGAUGACCGUAUAACAACGGAAAUAAUUCUCCCUGGUCUAAUAUUGAUCCUUCGCGAAGUGUUUCCCAAUAUCUAUGGCUGGCGUUACAGCAACACUCGCGAGCGACGUGACAUGAUACUGCGUUGCGCGCAGUUCUUAACGCUCGUGUUGCAAGAUACGAAUAGUAGCAAGCCCUGCAACGCGUUACUGAAACAGACUUGUGUAUACAGUUUAUUACAUACGGAAAAUGCGCUCGAAUUAUUGAAGUUCAUUUCUGUUGGUAACGAUCAACUAGAAAAUGUAAUAAGGAACGAAACGAACUGGAUAGCGGGUAAUGGAUCUCAGUACAUAUCAACGAUACAGAGAUGUGUAGCUAUAGUUAUCUUUGCCUUACGCCUCAAGCCCUUAGUCACGGAAGCUACAGAAGUGACGCCAUUAGAACACCUCAUCUUCGCUCAGAAUAAGCAGAAAGACUUGUUGAAAGUAGUACCAAGAGUCACCAGUUACAUCAACCAUGCAUUCAAUAAAAAUCUGCCUGUACUCUGCUGCAGGUUGCUCAAGAGUUUCGCCGAUCGUUUCCAAAUGUCUCUAUUCGCGUCUUUAGACAUGACCGCUUAUCAAGUGCGAGUCAUGUUCCUCGAUCGUCUGCGGGACAAGUACGAAACAACUGAACUAAAAGUAGCUAUAUUAGAGUUUGUGGCCACUUGUGUUGGCACCCAGCCAGGGCUCACUGAGGCAUUCUUCAUGAUGAACCAUGAAAUUAAGAUGGACACUGAUGAUGGCAAAGAUAAGAAAACUCCCACUGAUAAGAAACCUGAAACAGAUGACAGUUUCGAAGGCAUUCUAGGCUAUAUGGCUGAUUAUCUAGGAACUGUGAAAAAUAACCCCAAGUUGCUCCACAGUCCCUUGCUCUCAUGCAUCAUGGCCCUUUUCCAUGCGCUAUGGAAGAAUAACAUGCAAAUACUCGUGAAUAAACUGCGCGAGAACCCCAAGUUCUGGGAACACAUGACUAGUCCCUUAUUAAAUGACAUACAGCCAGGUCUUAGAACAUACUCGCAAAUAUUUAAUGUUCUUGGUAUAGAACUCUUUGUUUCCAGGGACAAACUCGAGCCAAACCUAAAAGAAAUGUUGGAACAAUUCUUUGAUACCAACAAAAAGCAUUUAGACAGAUGGAUUGACUAUAUAUUCUCUUUUAAUGGCAAAAAUGAUAGUGAAGAAGUUGUGGACAAAGUGCCUGUCUGGCUUAGUCUGUUGACCUCAUGGAAAGAUUUCAUCACAAUAUUCUGCAAGUGCCUUCCCAUUAGUUUAAACAUAGCGCAUAAGGCUAAGAUGGUCGCGCCGUGCAUGAGUGCCUUAUUGAAUGAACUAGAUGACUUGAAGGACGGUAGGCUGGUCGUCAUACUAGCUGAGCUGUACGUAAUUAUGCUCGCCAACUGGAAGGACGACUGCUUUGACAACAGAAAAUCUAGUGCCAAACAAGUAGACAGUUUGCUGACCAAUACAGCUAUUGUCUACGAAUGUCUGCAUCCGCGUGCUAUUCGCGCUAUUCUUUCAAUAUGCACGGUCGCGAUAAGCAGCUUGGAUUAUGAAAUUAAAGCUAAUAGUGUCACUGCGCAGAGUAUCAUACGAUCUGUGACGAAUAUUAAUAGUUUGGAACUUGAAAAGCUGUUAGAUGAUAUCAAAGAGGAUCCAAAGCCACCUGAGCCGACAGCCAACGGUCACCCAGUGAUCGAGAACAUUCCACCCGUAGUGUUAUCACUGGCGAUGUUGGAGCAGUGCUUAGAUUUGUACGACGACAUGUUCACGGGUCUGUCGCAGUGGUUCCAAUCGAGCAGAUUCAUUAAUAAAAUCCUUUGUUGUCUCCAAACAUGUUUACAGAACAGACGUCACUAUCACACGUCUCUAGCCGCCUUACGUUGCCUGACUGCAUAUGCAAGAGGGCCAUUUUCUAAAGAUUUGCUCAUGAGUGAUGUGGAUCAGUUUCUUUGGCUGCAGUUGUUGCCCCCGAAGUUUGAUGGUUCAGCUUGGAAGCCGCAGGAGUGGUGGCGUGUGUACGCUUUCAGUUUGGACUUUAUUUCCAUGAUGGUGAUGAAGCACGGCCAGUUCUUCGCAAGUGAUGCUAUAACGUUCGUGGGCGUGCAUCUAGAACAUUUGAUUGAAGCUGUGCUUCUUCCGCGACAAGUGUUCAACAUAGAUGCUUUGAACCUGUGUGCCUCUACACUCAACCUGGUUGUGCAACUAGUUAAGUUUGAGGCAAGGUGGCGCAUACAGAAUAUCACUUCACUAACCGGCAUUAUGCGAAGUAUAAGUGCGUGCCUAUACCAGUGUGUGACUUUGAUGAUGCGCUCGCGUCGCUCUACUGACCCUGCUCUGCCGCCACCUGAAGAUGGUCAAAGUUAUGCUCCUAACGUGUUACACAGAACUCUUGAAAUCCUGCACAUGGCAACACUGUGCUUGCUGUCAUUCAGUCCAGAGUUGCUUUCCCUUCUGGCCGACCCUGGGCUAGACUUGGAGCGCUGGCAGCCCCUCGUCGAACUACACUUCGGAGCACCCAAGAUCUCCUACGAACCUUUCCCGCAGCUCACGUUCGGGACUUUAGUGUCGGCUAUCUGUUUGUUAACAAGAUCUCUUAAUCAUGCGUAUCACUCGGAAGAGGGCAGUGGGUCCCGGUCCCCGCGGCUGCGGCGGCGCGCGUGUUCCUGCGGCAGCCCGGCGCCGGGCGAGCGCCGCGCCAACCGCAGCGAGUCACUCACGUCCAUCUCCUCCGCCGCCUCGUUGCCCGCGCUCGACGAGCGACUCGUGGCAGGAGCACUCGACGCCACUGCCACGCUGCUCGCAUCGCAGGCAUUACUCGCUGUGCGUGACCCUAGUGUGCCCGGCCGCCAUAAACAACUCAUUCGUCGUGAACUAAGCUCAGAGCUGACCAUGUUCCACGACUUCGUGCGCAAGCGUAUUCUGUGCGCAGCGCAUGCGCGGCCUCACCUAGUGCGCAACAAGCUCGGCGCCUGGCCGCUGGCCCCAAACGAAGAAGAAACUAAACGCAUAGAAGAAGCCAGGAAAGAGGGAAAUGCCCUCGUUUCUGAUAAUGAUUCGGACAGGUCCCUUCCUCCGCCGCCGCCUCCUAAGCGUGCAGCACACGACUCGAUGCGCGAAUAUAUACUCCGGAAGCAUUACCUGGAUAAGUGUGCCCAAACACCAACUAAAGGACCACCAUCACCUGUUUCACAUUCGACACCAACGUCUGAUAAGAAAAAAGAAACUUCCCGCAGUUCGAAGCGUGUAUCUUGGGCUGAAACCACAAGAGACAGUGACGAAAGCCUAGAUAGUACUCUGCAGGAAAUCGAAGAGCCUGCCUACUCUAAUUUAACUGAUGUACAAAUUAACAAUGACGAAGAUUACUUCCACUUCAUGUCAGUUGUGUUUCUUUAUAUUUGUCAAACAGAAUUAUAA